This is a messenger RNA of Telopea speciosissima, 1687 nucleotides long. Its product is annotated as probable polygalacturonase At1g80170. NCBI's taxonomy places the organism in Eukaryota, Viridiplantae, Streptophyta, Magnoliopsida, Proteales, Proteaceae. Gene Ontology annotation, molecular function: polygalacturonase activity. The record is from RefSeq and is a predicted model, not a curated record. Gene Ontology annotation, biological process: carbohydrate metabolic process. The transcript is spliced from 9 exons. The coding region runs from base 56 to 1444 and encodes 462 amino acids.
AUUUAUAGAACUCAAUCAAUCAGAUUUGCAAAACAACCAAAGCCCAUUAGAUAAAAUGGACCGAAUCCUCUUAGUCUCCCUUCUUUUUCUGCUGAUAGCAGCUAAUGGAGCUGCAGAAUAUAGCAUAUACAAGGACAUUGCAAUGCUUGAAAAGUUUGAAGAAUUAACUGUUGACAGAGAUGAGUUGGAAGAAGAAUUUUUUGAUAUUCCAGGAUGGACUAGUCAACAUGGUGGUAAAGUUCUUGUUAAUGUUGAUGCCUUUGGUGCAGUUGGAGAUGGAAUUUCUGAUGAUACCCAGGCUUUCUCAGAUGCAUGGAAUAAAUCAUGUUCUACACCAAAAUCUGUUUUCUUGGUACCUCAAGGAAGGAUUUAUCUAAUUAAUGCAAGUAGGUUUACAGGACCUUGUGCUGAUAAAUUAAUCAUCCAGAUUGAUGGGAAAAUAAUAGCACCAGAUGAGCCAAAGAACUGGGACCCUAAGAACCCAAGAAUAUGGCUUGAUUUCUCCAAACUGACCAGAGUAAUUUUCCAGGGUAGUGGGAUUAUUGAUGGUAGUGGCAGUAAAUGGUGGGAUGCAUCUUGUAAAAGGAACAAGUCAAAUCCUUGCAAAGGUGCACCAACAGCAUUGACAAUUGAUUCAAGCUCUCAAGUGAGAGUGAGGGGUCUUACCAUCCAGAACAGUCAACAGAUGAAUUUUGUGAUCUCCCGUUCCGAUUCAGUCCGGAUUUUGGACAUGCUAAUCUCUUCUCCGGGGAACAGUCCUAACACCGAUGGAAUCCAUAUCACUCAAUCCACUAAUGUUGUGGUCCAAAAUAGCAAAAUCGGAACAGGUGAUGAUUGCAUCUCCAUUGUUAAUGGUACUUCAAACAUCAAGAUGAAGAACAUUUAUUGUGGACCAGGCCAUGGAAUCAGCAUUGGAAGUCUAGGGAAGGACAACUCCACAGACACAGUAACGAGGGUGAUUUUGGACACAGCAUUCCUCAAAGAAACUACUAAUGGUGUCCGGAUUAAGACUUGGCAGGGUGGAUCUGGUUAUGUUCGUUCAGUGCGAUUUGAAAAUGUGCAGAUGGAGGAUGUGGCAAAUCCCAUUAUCAUUGACCAGUUCUAUUGUGACUCACCAAAGACCUGCCAGAAUCAGACUUCUGCUGUGCAGAUUAGCCAGAUCAUGUAUCGGAACAUCAGUGGAACUACAAGUAGUAUGAAGGCCAUGAAAUUUGCCUGCAGUGAUACAGUUCCAUGCAGCAGCAUAGUUCUAAGUGACAUUGACCUAGAGAAUAAGGAUGGCACUGUAGAGACCUACUGCAACUCAGCCAAGGGAUUCGACUACGGGGUUGUUCGCCCAUCUGCCGACUGCCUACAAUCCUCCGACAAGGACUGUUGUGACCGGAUACAUGAUGCAAGCCUCAAAAAACCCAGUACACAAGGUCCUCUCCAUAUUGAACUUUAACCCAGGUGCUAAAAGUGACUAAAGUAUACCCGCAAUGGGUUUCUGAAACAGAAGAAUUAUUCAUAGUGGUCACCACAACUACCCAAGGUGAGAUCUAAGAACCACUACAAUUAGUUAUCACAGACGUUCAGGUAUUAGGUUAUGCUAAUCUAGAUAUAAAGAGUAUAUCAAGAGACUACCAGCUGUAAGUGCUAUCGAUUACUAUUUGUUCUACAGAUGAAUGGAGUAUUAUAAUAAUUUUGU